Molecule: messenger RNA, 887 nt
Organism: Zophobas morio
Lineage: Eukaryota; Metazoa; Arthropoda; Insecta; Coleoptera; Tenebrionidae
Product: protein takeout-like
Exons: 4
Coding region: 81-824 (247 amino acids)
Source: RefSeq, a predicted model, not a curated record
UCAUUCCUUUUUGGUUUCUUUUUCGCCUGUAUAAGUAUAUAAGAGCAGCAGGUUCUUCACCAUUCAUUAGUAGAAAGAAAAUGAAACUACCAACAAUAUCCGUUUGUCUCUCCCUGGUGUUUGUGACUUUCGGAGCUAAAUUGCCUUCCAGUUUUAUAAAAUGUAACAUAAAACAAAAGGACUUCCAACAAUGCUUGACCAAAGCGGUUGAACAUGCCAUAAAGCAAAUGAACCGUCCUUUUAAAGAAGUAAGUUUGUUGAGCUUGGAACCCCUGGAAUUACCAGCAAUGAUAAUAGAUGCUGGUUCACAAAUAGUGCACGCGCAACAAAGUUUCAAAAAUUUAAAAUUUUCAGGGUUUAAUGAAACCACUUGCUCUAAAGUGGAGUUUGAUGUCAAUGCAAAGACAUUGAAACUAGACUGUCUCGUACCACAUUUCAGAUUUGUCUUCGAUUACAGUGUAAAUGGGCGACUUUUCUUGUUUUCUUUUUACGGCAAGGGACCUGGAUGGGUAAUUUUUCAGGAUAAUCGCAUAGAGAUUAUGUUUACACUAGGACAAUACGAGAAGAAUGGUAGACAAUACUACAACGUUAUUAAACAACAGCUUACUACGUCACCGAGGGCUAUAGAUUUUGAAUUUGAAAAUUUGUUCGACGGUGAUCAAGAAUCAGCUGGUCGCUUUAAUAAGAUUUUGAAAGAGAACGUACUUGAGGUUUAUGAGGAUGUUAAAUCUGGUUACGAUGAAGCUUUUGGAAGGAUGUUUGCUUUUGUUUUUGACAGAUUUUUAACAAGGGUUCCUGUGGUUUAUCUCUUUGGAGAACAGUAACGACACGAGACGUCAUAUCAUCGUCGUAUCAUGUUUAUUAUCAAUAUACCUUAUAACACAUUA